Messenger RNA from Caenorhabditis bovis, 1344 nucleotides. The record is from the annotation of a GenBank genome assembly. Lineage: Eukaryota; Metazoa; Nematoda; Chromadorea; Rhabditida; Rhabditidae.
AUGUCCGAUGUAUUUGUGCCCGAAACAGAGGAAGGGGAGGAAUUGGAGAACAUCCCAAAAACAUCAGAGACGAUUGUGGAAAAACAAGCGGACGUCCAAGUCGAAGAGUCUUUCGUUCGUCGUUAUAUUAAUGAAAAAUGGUAUGGACGAUACGGAAAUGCGGAAAUUCUUGAAUUUGUAAACGACGAUUGGGUUCUUGUCAAGGAAGAUGAACAAGACUUUAUUCUACAAUUAUGGAUGGAACAGGAAGCAGAAGAGCGGAAAAAUUAUGUCUGGGAUGAAAAGAAAAACGAAUGGGUGACGAAAAAGGACAAUGAAGUGGACGAGGACUUCAUCGCACAAUACCAAGCAAAUUACGGGGUCCCAGAGGAAUAUGCCGAUAUCUACAAGAAAAUGGACGAAGAGCUCAAGGAAAAAACUGAAAAAGCUAUAAAACAAAAAGAAGAAAAGAAGGAGAAGAAGAAAAAAACCAAAUUGGGCGUUGAAGAAUCACAACCUGAAGGAUGGGUUGAGAUUCAGAACACUGCCGUGUAUGUUUCGAAUUUGCCUACAGACAUCACAGAUGAGGAAUUUCACGAGUUCAUGGCGAAAUGUGGGGUAGUUCAGCCGGAUCCGCGGACAAAUAAGCCAAAAAUUAAACUAUAUCGGGAUGAGAAUGGCGAUUUGAAGGGAGAUGGCAGAUGCUGUUACAUCAAGCCUGAAUCUGUGGAAUUGGCUUGCAAUAUUCUGGACGGAACACUUUUGAACGGCAAGGUUGUAAAAGUUGAAGAAGCACGAUUCGAGAUGAAAGGCGAUUUUGAUCCAACUAAGAAGAAGAGGAAGUUAACCGCCGCACAGAAGAAGCGGUUCAUGGCUCAACAGAACAAGAUUUUUGAAUGGCAACCAGAGAAACCGCGAAACUAUCGUCCGCCGUCCGAUUGCACCGUCAUCGUCAAAAAUCUAUUCACUCUAGAGCAAAUGGCCAAGAAUGCUGCUCUUUUGUUAGAUUUGAAAGAGGAAAUGGAAUUAAGCUGUCAAAAAUAUGGAACAGUGAAGAAAGUCGUUGUUUAUGAUAAUCAUCCUGAAGGAGUUGUGUCUGUUACUUUCACAAAUACCGAAGAAAGUGAUAUGGCUGUAAAAUUUUUGAACGGGCGAGUUGUUGAUGGAAGAAAGUUAUCAGCUGAGCUUUGGGAUGGUAAGACGAAGUAUAAGAUCCAAGAAACUGAGGAAGAUGAAGAACGACGAAGAAAGGAAUACGAGAAGUAUAUUAGUGGCGGAGCCGCUGAAAGUGACGAUGACGAAGAAGAUGGCGAAUCCAAGAAACCCAAAUUAGAAACCGAUGAUGUUGUAAAUAUGAACUCAUAA